CAUAUAUACACUAAUUCUGGUCACACGCGCAUCAGCAGCAGUCACAAGCACAGUUCUCUCUCUCUCUUGCUCCUCUAUAUUUCUAUCAAAACUACUGUAGCUACUGAUACACAUACACACAGGAUAAAGCACACGCACCUUGAGGUAACACACACACAUAGACACAUCGAUUUACACAACGACCUAACACACUAAUCCAUCAUUUGCUUCUCUCUUAUCAAGGAGAACUACAGAAUUACAUUUAUUCACGACGGAUGCUGGUAGACAGGAUUUUACUGAUGUAGAAGUCGCCGAGGAUUCUUGUUAUUCUGGCAUUUUUUUGCCCAUAUAACGUCCCUUUUUUUGGUCCCGGAGAAAGGAUCUGAAAGGAAAAAAAACUGUAGUCAGAAAGACUGAUAAACAAAACCUACAUACAUGUAAGAUGGCAAGGUAUCGCAGUUGGAAUACCACUGAUUGUGGUGGCUCCAAGAUUGUUGGUAUUUUAGCCUUAAUUUUGCUAGUAUUUGGAGUUCAAUAUUCAGAACAAGAUAAAGUUGUGAGUGGAGUUGAUAUCAGGUUAAAAAAUCCCAAUGAUGGUUACUUCCUGAAAUUUCAACAUCACAGUCCCCAGACACAACAAGAAUCAUUGAUAAUAACAGAACCAACAGGAGAAUUACCUGUGGUGCAGGCACAGCUGGGGCCUUUCUUCUCUGAGAAGCCCAUUCCCAGACAUCUUCUGGACACAUCAACAUACAAUGACUCAAACAUUCUUGACCGUUUCACGAUGGAUGGGCGAGACAUCAGCGUCCACUUGGUCUCCUCAAAAAUCACACCAGACAGCCCCAUGUUGCAAAUCCUCAUCCAUGCUGGAAUGAUGAAUUAUGGUAAUGGUGGGAACGAUCGAGGGGAUAGUGGAGGUGUUGGUGGUUCUUCAUCUGGCAAACAGACAGCGCUACUGCUGUCGACGUUUCCGUCGAGGCGUCGUUGGUGUGGGCAGGUGUUCGUGCAGCAUCUUGACGAUGAGCUGACCGCAGCCUGCCUGCUCAACGACAAGUACAACGGUUGCGUGGCUGGUGUGGAGGUGCCUGAGGAGUGGUGGGUAUCACCAAACAAAACAACAGUCACUGUCUACUAUACAGUGACUGGCAUCAACAAGAAUGAGGAGUGCGGAAAUCCCGCAUAUGUUUCCAGUGCAGCAUUACAAACCAACGACUCGGAUGCUGCAGCUGAAAUAGUUACAGAGAACCGGCGCUACCUGACCACCCUCUCACUUUCAUCCAACGACGAAGAGUACAAAGACAUAGAAGAAAAGCAUGUCAUUAUCUCUGUCCCCACAGCAACCUACCGUCCAGGAUCGCUGUUCUAUGUUCCGAUUAAAUUGGAAGCUGACUCUGAUGUCCAAGUAUUUGUGAUUCGAGCUCGUACAAGGAAUGGACUACGAAUACUCGGAGCCAGCGGCCUUGCCGACAGUCCUUGGCAAAUCACUGUGGACGUUAGUGAGAGACAGAAAAGUGCUACAGUCACUGCCACCCUCACUGACACUGGAUCAAACUUGGAACGAGAUUGGCCACAAGAAAUCUUCAAAUGGAAACUGCAGGUUGACAAUAAUUUGUCUGGUUUUGAAGUUGGUCGCAUCAUUUGGAGUGUGGAGUAUGAAGUUGAUAGCAAGGCCAGAGAACAUCACUUUAUUCCAAACAAAAAUUUUCUCACCAAAAUUAAUAUUCAAUCUGUUGAAGAGAAGAAACUUGUGCCUGUUCUCAAGGUGACUGAGAUAAUGAACGUUGCAUCCCUCACUGGUCGAACACAAAUCUACCCAUUACAGAUAUUUGUGGUGAACAAAGAAGGGAGCAUCCAUGAUGUCACAUGGCUGACAUCUUGUCAUUCAAGCAAUGAUAACGUCUUAAAGGUUUCUCGGAACUGUUCCUUCAUCUAUGUUGAUGGCAAAGAGAAGAUUGGGUCACGCAAUGUCACAGUAAUUGCCAAGUCACGGCAGCUGGUUGCCUUUACACAUGUCACAGUGUGGAUGCCAGAUGAAAGACUCAACAUCCAGUUGUCAGAUAACAAACUCAGUCAGAUCAAACGAUGGAAAGUGACAAAGGACCGCAUCUUGCUUCGCCGUAAGAAGAGGGACAAAAUUCUUGGAAUGGAUGACCCAACACGAAAUAUGUGUCGUCUGCGUUACCAACAGUCAACCGUUGAUGUUUACGCUAGCUUCUGUGUCCUAGAAAAUGGUCGGCUGCAGUACUACACGGGCAAGAAGACUUACUUCCGUGUCACUGAAAUGUUGAAGGACCGUCUACGUUUGUCUGACUCCCACAUCGCUUCCUUAAGCGGGAAUAUUAUUAUGGGCAAAAACCCAGGCUUGACAGAAAUUCAAGUAUUAUCACCAACAAGCCGAGUUAUGGCUGCUAAAGAAAUACGAGUUGGUCAAGACAAAGUUGCCAUUCAGCGCUUGCUCAUAAACACAGUGACAGACAUAAGCCUUGAGAUUAGAGAAGCUGCACUAAAUGACCCAACCACUAUUCUGGCCGUUGUUCAUGUCAACAACCAACUGAAAACUAAAUUCCAGGAAGCCCUGUUGGACAUCGCUGUGCAAUUUACAGAUAAGACAGUUGUUCCUCUAAAAUAUAUUUCACCAUUAGAUUACAAGCUAGAAAUUUCUUCACUUAAUCGGCAAGUGCUGAAAAUCCCUCGACCAUUUGGUUUGCCUUAUCAACCAACUGUAAUUGCUACAGGCCCAGGUGAGGGUCAGUUGAACAUCUCCCUUAGACUUGGACAUAGAUGUUUCAAGAAAAAUAUGUUACCACUUGUCUCAAAAACUCUUCACAUGAACAUUGAGUUUACUAAUGAACGAAGCUACCUUGACAAACUGCAGCGAGAUAGUCACUAUGACAACCGAGCAGGUCGCUUUGACAACCGAGUUAAUCGUUAUGACAACCGUGCUAGUGACCGCUGGAACCAAAAAUCGUCUCCCCAGACUUCAUUUUCUGUGCCCACUAUUGACAUCAGUGCUCAAGAUAACAAAAUCUACUAUGAAAACAUCAAAAGUGGUAUUAAGCAAAUUCCUAAAGUGGCUGACCACCGACAAUUCCAAUAUAAAGAGCAGCAGAAUCAACAACAACAUGUGCAACAAGACUUCCUUAUUGAUAACAAUAACAAUGUUGAUGGAAUGAGACCAAAAUCUGCACCUCAGCUGCAACAAGUAGUGAAAGCACCAGAACUCUCUGCCUUGGAGAUUGUCAUGUAUGUCCUGCUGGCUGUUUUCUGCAUGGCAAUCAUUGUCUUUACAGUGAACUGUGUUGUCUUCACUGUACGCUAUCGCCGCAAGCAAAUACCAAAAGACAUGUGUGGUGGAACAGAGCCUGUGUCGAGUGCCCGUGACUGGGUGUGGGUCGGUCAAGCAACACUGGAGCGGAAUGCCGUUAAUACGCGCUGCUCUCAGACUCUGAUGCCUGAGGAGGACUUCAAUGGGAACCAGAUGCGUGCUCGCCUGUACAGUGGUACAGAGAGCACCAGGUCAGCUGGCUCUGCAUCAGCCAAUUCUUCCGCUGCCACGUCCGCCGGGGGCGGCAGCGGAAGUGGAAGCAAUCGCAAUAGUACUGUGUCUACGUACAUGGGAUCUGAAUGCAGCAUCCGCAUCACAGCCAACCCUAUGCCUACUGAAGGUGCAACAGGGGCAGCAGGAGUUAGUACGGACAGUCAUAGUAACCAUCAUAAUGCCCCUCCAGAGUGGGAUUACGAAGCAAUGGGGCUUACUUAUGAGCAGUUUCGAGAUUACCUGGACAAUCUGAAAGAAUCAACUGCCUAAACAUCAGUUAUUUGUUUUUCCUGUCUUUGUCUUGUGUUGCAAUGGACAGCUGCACUUCCUGUGUACACAGCAGCUCUUCCUGUGUAUACAGCAGCACUUUCUGCGUACACAGCUUCCAUUUUCCUUGUUAUUUCGAUAAUUCUAGUGACGAUGUUUUCUCCGAGCAAUGGGCUCAACACACUGAAUGGAUUUAUUAAAUCUGAAGAACGAAGACUGACUUAUAGACAUGUAUAACCACACACACACACAUGCACACACACACACACACACACACACACACACACAAACACACAGCUUGCAGCUAUAUCAGUGACAAAUAGCUGUACACUCACCAGACUGAACAGAUUGAAAGGAACACACACAGAGCUAGUGUGUGCAUCAAUGACUUCCACCCACAGGCCUAUGAAUAUAUAUAUAUAUAUAUAUAUAUAUAUAUACAUAUAUAUAUAUAUAUAUAUGUUAAUCAAUAUUCCUGUUCAUUACAUGGAAGAGUAUAACUGUGAACAGAGAAGGACCUAUACUUGAGUGUAACCAUACAUAUACACAUACACAAAUUAACAUGCACAACAUCAAUAAAAUCACAAAUACAGACACACACAUAAAUAUACAUAUAUACAUUCACACACACUCAUACACAAAUAUAGAUAGAUAUUUUUUGUAUAUUUUCUUUUUUGCUUUUCUAAUUUUUUUCUUUUUGUUUUUUGUGUGUUUGUCAAUAUUGGACUGGGAAGUCUAGAAUUUUGAGGCCCUAAGAAAGAUGGUUUAUCACAGCAAAACUUCUCUCCAAAUGAACAAAUUUCUUUAUUUUUCAUUUCAAAAAAAAGAAAGAAAAAAUUUUUAAAAAAAAACCCAUGUUGCUGCAUUCAUGUUUGUGUUUGUUUGAAUAUAACAGUAUGACGUUUCAAUUCUGGCAUGCAUAUGUGUGUGUGUGUGUAUGUUUGUAUUUGUGUUGUAUGAUUAUGUCAAAGGAGAAAAGCUGUGGUGUUGAGACAUGAAUUCUACAACUAGUUUCUCCAGUGUAACCCUAAAUAACAAAACCUCUGCCUCACUCAGACACUCACAACAUCAACAACAUCAACAACAACAACAACAACAGCAAUGAUCACAACUACAACAACAUCUGCCGCCAUAAGUACAACAACGACAACUAAAGCAAAAUACAACUACUACAACAACAAUUAUAACAACUACUACAAAAACAGAAAUAAAGAAAGAAAACGGGAGUAAUUAUGCCAUAAUUCUGUUUCCAUGGCAACAUUGUGUCUCUCCUCUCUUUUCCAUGCUUGAUCCUUGAUUUUUAUCGUUUCUUUCUUUUCUUUUUUUUGAUGUUUGUCAUCAUUAUCACCAUCAUCAUCAUCACUUGUUGUUAACAACAACUUUAUUAUUAUUAUUAUUAUUAUUAUUAUUGACCUCAGCAGUGAUGAAUUUUUCCGAAUCAUUAUUGUGUUGGACGAAAAUGCCUAAUGGUAUUUCUUCCAACUCAUUACAUUUUGACUUCAAAUUCCGCUGGGGUCAACUUUGCCUUUCAUCCUUCUGGGGUCUAUAAAAUAGAGUACCACUCAAGUAUUGGCGUUGAUGGUAUCAACUAACACCCACCUCCACUCAAAGUUGCUGGCUUUGUGCCAAAAUUUGAAACCACUAUCAUCAUCAUCAUUAAUAUCUUUAUUAUUAUUAUUAUUAUUAUUAUUAUUAUUAUUAUUAUCAUCCUCAUUCAGUUAUGGAAAGAAUUGAAGAUAGAGUGUCAGAAAAAAAAUGCUUAAUUAGCAUUCAGUUAUGUUUCCCUUUACAUUCUGUGUUCAAAUCUUACUGGGGCCAACUUUUUUUUUUGUUUACCCAGGGUGGGGUAGGGGUGGAGAAUCCAUAAACUAAGUGACAAACCAGUUAUUGGGGUGGGAUGUGAGUCAAGUCAAUUCGAUUAAUUAACAUAUACUCUCUUUCUCUCUCUCUCUCUCUCUCUCUCUCUCUCCUGCAAAUUUGUGGCCUUGUGACAAUGUCAGUUAUCUAAUAUUGUUGUUGUUGUUCUUGUUGUUGUUGUAAAUAUGAAGCAUUUAGGCAGCAAAGAGAAACUGUUUGUUAAGCACACACAAAUGCAAGUGCAUAAUGAAACACAGAUGCAAACGUUCAAACUAUUACGACUCCUCCAUAAUUAUUCCCUUUCCUCCAACACUGACUCCUCUUAUGCUGGUCACAUGACCUGGACCCAUUGAGACCACUCUUGAAUGAUUGGGCAUAUGUCUGCAUGUGUGUGUGUAUGUGCACGUGUAUGUGUGUAUGAUACCUGUGCAGUCAUAAUAAAGAUGGUGAUGAGGGGAUGGUCAAUAAAUGGCAGGAGGAGGAGGAGGAUGAGGAGAGUGACUGAAGAGAUGAAAGCUGCCACACAGAUAUGUAUAUGUAUGUAUAUCGAUAUGUACAUGUGUGUUUGUGUGUGUGUGUGUGUUUGUGUGCGUGUAUAUUUUGUGCUUGUGUGUAUAUGGUGGGGUAGUUUCCUCUAUACAGAAGUGGGUGGCUUCAGAUUUAUAGUGG
Messenger RNA from Octopus sinensis (East Asian common octopus), 6310 nucleotides. Its product is annotated as transmembrane protein 132E. The coding region runs from base 422 to 3787 and encodes 1121 amino acids. The transcript is spliced from 10 exons. NCBI's taxonomy places the organism in Eukaryota, Metazoa, Mollusca, Cephalopoda, Octopoda, Octopodidae. The record is from RefSeq and is a predicted model, not a curated record.